CAUUUAUAAUAGAUACACAUAUAAUUUGCCAUCGGAAGAAUGACAAAAAGACAGAGGGAAGACAGAUUUGACAAUGAAGUCAGAUACUUUUUAAACCCGGAAUCGGUGAGUGUACAUCUGUUUUGUUCAAUUUGCCAAGAUGUUUUCCAGGACCCCCAACGGGCUCCUUGUGGCCAUAGUUUCUGUAGAAAGUGCAUAUUACCAUGGCUACGACAGAGUCAAUCUUGUCCUGAGGACAGGAAGCCUGUCAAAGAGAAACAAUUGCAUCAUGACUUUAUUUUGGAAAACAUCAUAGGAGAUCAAAUGGUGGCGUGUCCAUACCGGAAGUCAGGGUGUGACUAUGUAGGACAGCUGCAGUUACUGGCAUCUCACAAGAAAACUUGUAACUUUAACCCCAUCAAUCUUCCUGAUUUUCUCAAGGCCACUGACAGCGUUUGUGGUAAUGACGAAUUGAGUGUUGAUGAGGAGUCGUCUAUUCCAACCCCCGGUAAACCCUCCCUCAAAAUGAGACUGUUUCAAGCUGGUGACAGCAGGAAAGAAUUGCUCAUGUCCAUGUUUGAUAAGAAGAAAAGCAGCAGUAUAUCGUGACGGCAGUCAUUCAGACUGGACUGACAGAUUCUCAUAUCAAUCGGUGGUAAAGAAAACUUGUGUUUUUCCACUGACAGUUUGUUUAGCAGCGGCAGGGCAAUCACUGCACGUUUAGGGGGUAAAUUCU
Molecule: messenger RNA, 715 nt
Organism: Saccostrea echinata
Lineage: Eukaryota; Metazoa; Mollusca; Bivalvia; Ostreida; Ostreidae
Product: RING finger protein 151-like
Exons: 6
Coding region: 40-588 (182 amino acids)
Biological process (GO): protein ubiquitination
Molecular function (GO): ubiquitin-protein transferase activity
Source: RefSeq, a predicted model, not a curated record